AUGAGGGCUUACUUGUGCGUUGUGCUCUUGGUGUUGGGCUUUGAUGCUGUAAAUAAACUGGAGAGUUUGAUAGUCGAGUGCAGAGGGAAUGAGAUUCACCUGUGGGACUGUCCUCUCUCCCUGAAGAACCACACUGACUGCUCCAACAAAGAUCACGCUGGACUCACCUGUGCAGAUUUGUCAGUGUCCACUACUCCGGCCACAACAACAUCAUCUUCUCCUCCAGUUUCUCAGACAGUGAGCUCAACAUCAGUCUCUCGUCCACAAACUCCUCCGUCUCUCUCUGUGCUUGUGAUUGUACUGGGAGUUGUGCUCUUACUGCUCUUAGUGCCACUGCUUAUACUGAUUCAGCAGAACAGAGUGAUGAGGAGAGCUCUCUCUAAGAAGACUGAGGCCAUUUAUGAGGAGCUUCACAGACCCACUAAUAGACACCAUCUCUUCACUCAUAGGGAAUCUGCAGUAGGAGUCACACCUGACUACUAUAAUGAUGUCACCACCAUUAUAGGUCCAACAGGUGUGGACUUUGAUGCUGUAAAUAAACUGGAGAGUUUCCUGUCUCCUGGGUGUGAGAGGAUGCCUGUACUUCUGUAUCAUCAGUGCGGAGAAGCUUUACUGGAUGUUGAAUUAAUCAAGCAGAGAGAGAUGGAGAGAUGCCUGAUGCUCAUUUUACUGACUACAGUUGUAAAACUCAUCACAGCUGACGGUGUGAAUGUGAGGUUGGUUGGUGGUCACAGUCGCUGUGCUGGUACAGUGGAGGUUCUUCAUAGAGGUCAGUGGGGAACAGUGUGUGAUGAGGACUGGGAUUUGGCUGCUGCUGCAGUGGUGUGUAGAGAGCUGGACUGUGGAGAACCUGUAGAUGCUCUGAGUGAUGCUCAUUUUGGACAAGGAUCAGGACCAAUCUGGAUGAGUUUUGUCAGGUGUACUGGAUCAGAAUCUACACUGAAGAACUGUGGGUCAGGAGGAUGGGGUAGAAGCACCUGUGAUCAUACUAAAGAUGCUGGAGUCAUCUGCUCAGAAGUCAGACUGGUUGGAGGUUCUCGCUGCUCUGGGAGGUUAGAGAUACUUGAUAAUCAGACGUGGGUUUCAGUGUGUGCUGCUGCCUUUGACCAGCAGGAUGCAGAGGUUGUGUGUAGAGAGCUGGACUGUGGGAAUCCUGUACAGGUGCUGGGAGAAGAUGCUUUUGGCAAAGGAGACGCUCAGAUGUGGACACAAGAGAUUCAGUGCAGAGGAAAUGAGUCUCAGAUUCAUCUCUGCCCAACAUCACCAUCACAUGAAAACAACUGUUCACAAGAACACAGCAUUGCUUUGCAGUGUACUGACAUAAUAAAUGUGAGGUUGGUUGGUGGUCACAGUCGCUGUGCUGGUAGAGUGGAGGUUCUUCAUCGAGGUCAGUGGGGAACAGUGUGUGGUGCUGGCUGGGAUUUGGCUGAUGCUGCAGUGGUGUGUAGAGAGCUGGACUGUGGAGAACCUGUAGAUGCUCUGGGUGAUGCUCAUUUUGGACUGGGAUCAAAACUGUUUUGGAUGAAAAAUGCAAUAUGUACUGGUUCAGAGUCUACACUUAAGAAAUGUGGAUUCUUAAAACCAACUGAACCUGAUUUGUGUCUUAAUAAAAGCGCUCAAGUCAUUUGUUCAGAAGUCAGGCUGGUUGGAGGUUCUCGCUGCUCUGGGAGGUUAGAGAUACUUGAUGAUCAGACGUGGGUUUCAGUGUGUGCUGCUGCCUUUGACCAGCAGGAUGCAGAGGUUGUGUGUAGAGAGCUGGACUGUGGGGCUCCUGUACAGGUGCUGGGAGAAGACGCUUUUGGAAAAGGAGACGCUCAGAUGUGGACACAAGAGAUUCAGUGCAGAGGAAAUGAGUCUCAGAUUUCAUUCUGUUCAAUAUCAUUGCCACAGAAACACAACUGCACCAGUGACAAUAAUGUGGGACUGAUCUGUUCUGGUUACACAGAGGCCAAACUGAUGAAUGGUUCAGACUCUUGUUCUGGAAGAGUGGAGCUUCGGUUCAUCAAUAAGUGGGGCACAGUGUGUGAUGCAUGCUGGGAUAUGAGAGCUGCCAGUGUCCUCUGUAGACAGCUGAAUUGUGGGGUUGCUGUGUCUGUUGUGGGAUCAGACUGGUUUGGCGAGGGAAGUGGUGAAAUCUGGGCUGAUGUGUUUGAUUGUGACGGGAAUGAAACAAAACUCUCAGAAUGUUCCAUCUCUUCAUGGAGUCGAGCUGAACGUUCUCAUAGACGAGAUAUUGGAGUCAUCUGCUCUGGUGAGCAAAAUCGUACUGUAAUGAAGUCAUGGGUUUCAGAUUGUCACGGGUCCAUCAGGCUGGUGGGUUCUGGGGGAGACUGUGCAGGGAGGCUGGAGGUUUUUCACAGUGGCUCAUGGGGGACAGUGUGUGAUGACUCCUGGGAUAUUAAAGAUGCCCAUGUGGUGUGCAGACAGCUGCAGUGUGGAGUGGCUCUCAGUAACCAGCAGGUACCAGCCUGGUUUGGUCCUGGUUCUGGACCCAUAUGGCUGGAUGAGGUGGAGUGUGAGGGGAAUGAGACGUCCAUAUGGAGCUGCUCAUCUCCAGGCUGGGGAAAACAUGACUGUCAACACAAGGAGGAUGUAGGAGUCGUGUGUUCAGAGUUUAAAGAGAUCAGGUUAACUGAGGGCUGUGAAGGGAAUGUGGAGGUUUUCUACAAUGGAUCCUGGGGUAAUGUGUGUUACAAUAAGAUGGACAAAGACACAGCGAGUCUGAUCUGUCAAGAGCUGAACUGUGGAAGAUCUGGUGUUUUGUCUGAAUCUACACCAAGAGUUGAAUCAGCUCGUAACUGGCUGGAUAAAGUGAAAUGUCGCCCACAUGAUUCAAAUCUGUGGCAGUGUCCAUCUUUACCCUGGGGACAGAAUGACUGUGAUAAAGAUGAAGUGGCCAAAAUCACCUGCUUGGAACAGGAGAGUCAUGAGUCUCCUAGAAGCUCUUUGUCAUGCUCCACAUCUCCACAUCAGAGACAGUGUUCAGGUAAGUUCAUAUGAUAUAGAAGAACACAAAAAAAAAAACAAAAAAAAAAAAAAC
This is a messenger RNA of Megalobrama amblycephala (Wuchang bream), 3040 nucleotides long. RefSeq names its product antigen WC1.1-like. The coding region runs from base 1 to 3000 and encodes 999 amino acids. NCBI's taxonomy places the organism in Eukaryota, Metazoa, Chordata, Actinopteri, Cypriniformes, Xenocyprididae. The record is from RefSeq and is a predicted model, not a curated record. Gene Ontology annotation, cellular component: membrane. The transcript has 17 exons.